Messenger RNA from Xyrichtys novacula (pearly razorfish), 8288 nucleotides. Lineage: Eukaryota; Metazoa; Chordata; Actinopteri; Labriformes; Labridae. The record is from the annotation of a GenBank genome assembly.
AUGAAAGACAUGGAGCUCUUCAACGAUACCUCUGGUAGGUUUAAUAUCUAGAUAUUUGUGUUCAAGUUGUCUGACAUCAUCGGCAGGCAUGUGAUUUACGAGAGAGCAGCCAUCACCAUCAGCCGUCACCGGAGAGAGAGCACGCCUCCUCCUCCAGAGCUUUGACCUGCAAACAAACCACAAAAGUCUCAUUAUACUCUAUUUACUUUACUUUCUGUUUUCUCUGCAGACCGAGGGAUGCUAAACUUUGGUGAGUAAAGGCUUUUCCUUCCAAUAGAUAAUCAUUUAAGAGGGCUCUGUAAAGAGUUAUAUCAAAUUAAGGGAGAAGUGGACUUAUUGAUGUGUUUUCUGAUGAGUCAUUAUGAACUGUAAUGUCUCACAAAACCUCUGGGUGCUUUGGAGAUCUGGAGGUGCAAAAACAAAAAAAAUUAUGAACAAAUCAAAGAAAAUAUACAUGUUUAAGAGUCUCUGAGCUCAACCUAUUCAUUUUGCCACAUCCCAACUCUCUAAAUUAUCAGUUAUUUGUAGCUGAUUAAGAAUUUUGCAUAAUUACGUGUUCAAAGCUCAACAGUGACAACAGGAAAUACAUUUGUCUUUUUGCCGGCAAAGUGUGAGACCCUCAAACCUCAACCACAUGGUUAAAUCAGCGCCACACUGUUAUGUCUGGCAGUACCAGGUGUUAUUACAAACUUACAGACUUCCUUGUUUUUCAUGUUACACGUAUUUUGUUUGUUAUAUGGUAAUCAGUCAUGGUUUAACAACAAUAAUGCACCUCUAGGUGUGCUGAUACACAAGAUAAUGGACCUCGCAAAGUCAAAAACACAUUCAAGUCCUGUUAUUCAAUUUGCUGAGGAUAGGCUAAGUGUUAUACUCUAUAAGAGGUACAGAGUUUUUGAGUAGAACCACGAAAUAAACACUCAGCAUAUUUUAGGAGGGAAUCCAUGCACUUGAUGAGAUUAUACUAAUCUCUACCUAGCUCUUAAUUUAUUCUGUACCUCUUUAUUCACAGACCUCUUACAGGACUUCAUUGCUGAUUACCAGCCUACUCUACCUGGACCCCCUCCACCGCCUGCUGACCUCAUUGACAAUGGGGAGGUUCAACAGCCCAGGCUGGUACCGAGAGGAACAGCAUGUCAGGUGAGCGGAAUAACAAUACCUCACUGGGUGUCUCUUAUACUCAUGUGAUGUACCUGCGUAGUCAUCUGUGUAGUCGUGGUUAAGGUGGUGUCUACCUCUGUAAGCGGUUUCCUAUCUAAGAAUCAUGGUUUGCCACUCCUAGAAGAUGGAUGUGAAGGUUUCGUGGACAAAUGAGCAAAUGUAUACAGUACAUACACACAGUUUAUAAAGAUUACGAUGUCGUACUGUCUCCCUUUGAGCCUUAUAUCAAUAUUAAAGUUUUAUUAAAUUGGAAAAGUUUUAGAAAAAUCACAGAGUAAUACGAUAUCAUUUACUCAAUCUUUCCAGUUACUUGAAAAGCACAUGAGACAAAAAUAUCUGAAAUUGUGACUCUCUGCUGCUCUCCUAACAUCACUAUUAUACAUUUUUGUAUUGGUGGUCCAUUUAUUUACAGAUUUACAGCAAAUAGACACUGCAUAUGCAUAGAAUACGACUGUUUUUUUGUUUGAUAAACCACAGUUCACCAUCACCGAGGCUGCAUAUUCUAAUCUAAAACAGUCUCUAGCUGAUGUUUAACAGAAAUUCAGUUAUGGUAUAUAGAAUAAUGCAGUUUAAUACCCUUUUUUACAGUAAUGUCAGCCACAUUCUGAGACCAGUCUCCUCACCUAAUGUAGUUUAAAUGACCUGAUGAAAAUGUAGUUUUCAUAAGUUAUAUUAAGUACAUCGAGAACAUGUCAAGGCCUAAGAUAAACAUGCAUACUGGGUUUUAAUACACAUAGAAGUUUUUGAAAUAUGUCAUUUUAGCAGGACAGAAAUAAAAAAAAAUCUAUAUGGCGAGGUGUUUAAUUUUUUUAUGCAGAAAAAGACAAUGGGAUUUCACCAUAUAACUAUAACAGCCAACAGCUAUCCUGCUUUCCCAUUAUCUGCAUUGGUCAAUAGAGAAGUGACAUAAGUUGACCCUAAUCUACAAUGACAUAUUGAUAUGAAAGUGAGCUCAAAACAACAAGAGGCAGUGGAAAGUUUGCCUAUUUUGCUGCCUAAAUAUUAAAACUAAUAUGUAAAAAAUCGCAGAGAGCUUCUUCUCAGUUAUUACAUAGGAACAGGUGGCUCAGCUCGGCCGUUUUGAAGCUGCAGUGUAGCACGCAGGUGAUUGUUUUGUUGUUGUUCAGAGUCGCAGAGUCGCAGGCUUGGCUCUUACCAUAAAGCACGUGGUUUACAGACAGUGGGCAGGGCUGAGGAGGUGUAAUCUGAUAAGGCUGCAGAGAUGCUGCAGCUGGUGCACAGGGGUAAUUCUCAACACACUAAGUCAGGCACACACAGACUACUGAAACUCCUUAUUGUCUCUUUAGUUUGCAUCAGGCAGCUGUGGAUUAGGGAAUAAGGAAAUUUGUGUUCCGUGUAAGAAGCUGAAACACUUCCUCAGUAUGUCUUUGUGCAGAAAGCUGCUGCUGAGAGAGAAGGAGGAGGGGUUGGAAGAACUGUAAGAUGACUCCUACUUUCAGUUUGCCUUCCUUUCUGUUUACAAGCCAAACCCACAGAGGGUUGAAGGGGUCACAUUCUUCGUCCUGUGCUGCAACUCCUCAUUGGUCGGUCCACGUCACUUUGAGCCGACUUCCUGCUUCCUGCUCUCUGGCUCGGUUCUGCUAGGCUUUUGUUUAGCUCUGGUGCUUUCAAGGCUAACAGGUAUGCUCGGCAUGCUAGCAGAGGCAUAAACAGGAGCUCUCUGUGGAUCGGCAGGGUAUAAUGAUGUCAUGCUGAUGCAUCACCCCGCAGCUACGCUUUAAUGAGAUCCCAGCCUGAUAAACAGGAAUACAAGCUUGAGAAAGGAUCUGUACCACUUAGUUACCUGCAGGUUUGUUCUUUAACUUGUACUUCAGAUACUCUUUUUUUGCUUGAGAUACUUUUUUCCACUCUCUUUGAAGCACAUUUGAGACAUUAAGGAGCAGAUAGAGAAAGUGAAAAAGGAGACAGACGGUUAGUGGUGAUAGAACCACUAGAUGUUCUGUGGUGUAACGAACUAACAAGACAUCACAGUGCAAGAGGGGGGUUGGAAGAGCGCAUGGCUGACUCUGCACUGAUACAAAGCACAUGUAUGAAGGGAAAAAUAUGAGUCAGUUUUCAGUGCUGCCGUGAAGCAGGAUGAUUCACCUACAUUGUCCUCUUCUGUAAUGGAUGACAGACGUCCGCUCUUUCGCUCUGUGCUGUUUAUGUCCAGUUAACAUGUUUUUAAAGGCAGUGGCAUUUCGUAAAGUUACCAAAUGUUUUUCAUAUGUAAAAUUUUCAGUGAAUUUGUGAAAGAGCCAGUAGAUGCAACUAUCAGACAAACGUAGGGAUGAAGAUAACAGUGUGUCAGUGUCAGUGUUUUUCCCUGAGGCAAUAUGCAAAAAAACGAACUAAGCAGGCCGAUGUUUUGACUUGGAGAUCAGAUAAAAGUAGGCUAAUGUUGCAACUACUUUUAAAUCUUUAAAGCCAAUAAAAACGCCCAUAUCUCCAAUCUGGUUUUAAUGAAAGCACUGACAAGAAAGAGCAUCCAUUUGAAUCAAAUAAUGGAUCUAAAACUUGUGAACUCACUAAUGUUGUUUUUUGUUAUUGUUUUUUAACCUCUAGUUUGAUAAAAUGAAGGUUAGACAACGUUGUGUUUAAAGUCAUGUUUUUUUUUCCACCUCCACAGCCACCCCGCUCCUUCCCCCAGCCUCUACCGCAGUCGUGCUCCUCGAGAAGAAUGGCUCACUCCUCCAGAGGAUCCAGCUACCCUGCAACAGGGUCGAGGAGCUCCCCUAGCCUUUCUUCUCAGAACAGCGGCAACGACACCGAGAUGCUGGAACGGAUUCUAGACAAACCCAAACUGGUGGUUGUGGAGGAGCCGAAAGAGAGAGGCAUGAGGUUUCGAUAUGAGUGUGAGGGCCGCUCGGCCGGCAGCAUCCUGGGGACAUCUAGCACUGAAAGCAACAAAACUCAGCCUGCUAUAGAGGUAAACACCUUAUGGUUUAGGGGAUUAUUGUCUCUAAGAGACGGUUGGAGUGGGAUUUAACCACAGUUCCGUGUGUUUGCAGUCUACUCUUUAACCCCACCAUGUCAACCAGUGAGGGCGGGUUGAUUGUGUGGGUUGUUAGUGUGAGUAAGAAAGUACCCACGAAUCCAGGCUCAAAUGUGGUCAAAGACGAGGCGGAUUCCCCCUAUCUGCAGAACAACUAACACACCCACACAGUCACAUGAACCUAUUUACCCCCAACAAACACAACAAGGCCAAUGCUUCAGGCUUGUAGGGAUUCUUUUGGUUUCAAAUCGUGAAAUUUAAUUAAACUCUUGCACAGGAUUUAGAUUUAUGUCAUUUUUUGGCAUUUUUGGAUUCUACCUCGACUCCCAUCUGUGUUUUAAUUGAUGAAACCUGUUGACAGGGCAUAAGAAAUAUGAGAAAAACAGUUUUCUAAACCAGAAUAUGGACUCACUAUCCUUAUUUAACAGCAAUUAAUCCCAGGUCUUUAGUUCAGUAAAGAGUUAAAAUGGAAGUUCAAGAUAUCAUUUUUCAUUUCAUUGUCUAACAGUUCAUACAAAUGUGGAUAAACCUUCAGUUUGCAACAGUUGAAUAAACUGCUCACCUUAUUUUGAUACAGAGGAAGGUGAAGGAGAGGACACAGUUGGCACAGUUAUGACUCCCUUGUGUUUUUUUAUUUUAUUUUGUAUACUUCCUGCAGUAAAAUCUCCAGUUCAGUUCUGUUGAAGUAAUUUGCUAUCAGUGAAUGAGGCUCAUUGUUGUUAAUGACUCUGUUUUCUCUCUUCUCUGACAGAUUCAGGGCCCCAUUGAACACAUAAAGAGGGUCACAGUCACCGCUUCCCUGGUUACCAAAGACCCCCCACACAGGCCUCACCCGCAUUGUCUUGUUGGUAAAGACUGUCCCAAUACUUCUGGUAUUUGUGUGGUCACACUUAAUCCACACAGCAGCCGAUGUCACAGGUACGAAUCCAUCUCUGAGUUCUUUAGUUUUUAACAGAUGACAUUUCUCAUUUAUACAGAUGUUCUUGUUUUUGCAUCUUUUUCUAUUUUGUGCUGUUUUUAAAAACUUUCAUUUCGUCUUUACAGCUUUUCUAACCUUGGUAUUCAGUGUGUGAAGAGGAAAGACCUCGACUCUUCACUGGAAAAAAGAAGAAGCCUAAAUAUUGAUCCCUUUCAAAGUAAAAUGACCUCAACACAUAUUCAGAUAUCAUCCAUCGCUACAUGUUUACAUCUGAUUAUUAAAGCUGCUCUGUUUCUUUCCUCAGCUGGUCACUCAAAGGGCAUUGAGGACAUGGAUAUGAAUGCUGUCCGUUUGUGUUUUGAGUGUGAGCUUGAGUGGGAUGACGGCAGAAAGGACAGUCUGAGCCCAGUGAUUUCAAAUCCCAUCUAUGACAAGAGUAAGACAUUGCUAAACACAAGCCUGUGUCCUUUUUACCACAGUAUGACUGACAGGAAGAAUAAUGUGAUCACCGAUUGUUUCCUUGUUUUUUUUCCCACAGAGGCCACAACUACAUCACAGCUGAAAAUUUCCUGUUUAAACAUCUACAGAGGCCCCUGUACUGGCAAGACAGAGAUCUACAUGUUGUGUGACAAGGUGCAGAAAGGUAUGAGGAAGACUCACAGCAGAGUGAAGGUUUCAGCUCAGGUUGAUUCACUGUGUUUUGCAUGUUUUCUGAUCUGUUUUCAUGAUUUUACAGAUGACAUAGAGAUCAUCUUCAGGAGAGGGUCCUGGAAGGCCAGUGGGGAGUUUGCACAGACGGACGUCCACCGGCAGAUUGCUAUCGUGUUUAAGACUCCCCCCUAUCAAGACCAAGACAUCGUGGAGGAGGUCGAAGUCAGUGUGGCUCUUCGCCGCCUCUCAGACCAGAUGGAGAGUGAGCCUGUUUCCUUCACGUACCUGCCAUACAACCCAGGUGAGGGCAGACUUCACGGAGCUAGGACAUUCUGCCUGUAGGUUUUCCUGUUUGUCAGUUUGUAAGGAGAAUGGUGGAAAUAUUUCUGUUCAUGUUUCAGAUCCAUAUGAGGUGAACCGAAAGAGAAAAAUCAAGCCAGAUGUCAACUUCAGAGAGAAAUCUUGUGCAACAGGUGAGAACAAAACAAUGACCUUGUAGAGGCACAUCUGAGCUCCACUGUCCCAGGGUGUUAUUUUUACUGUCAGACCACUGGACUACAUGUUUUUUUUUUUUAAAGCAGGCCUUUCUUGGAUUAAAUAGCUCAAGAAUAACUUUUCACAUUUACAAGAUUUACAAAACACUCCAGCUUUUGCCCUUUGUCCCAAAGACAGUAACCUCACUAUGCUGUAAUUCUUGCUCUUGGAAAUCUUGGUGAUAAUUCACAUGAACCCACCUCUAAAAAUGCCUCACAGGCACAUUUAUAAAGCCUGAAAAAUGCAUCAAAAAAGGCUUUAUAAAAAUGCUUAUAAGUAUUUGUAAGCAUUCAUGACAACAGAUAAUGCUUAUUAUCACUCAUACUAUGACAUUUUCAGCAUACUGUACGAUGACAAUUUUAUCAUAUUUAACUGACAUUUUUAUCAUAUUAAACUAUGACAAUUUUUUAUCAUACUGUACUAUGACACUUUCGUCGUACUAUACUAUGACAUUUAUAUCAUACUAUACAAUGAUAUUUUUUAUCAUACUAUACUAUGACAUAUAUUAUGAUCUUUUUUACAUACUGUAGUAUAACAUUUUUAUCAUACUAUACAAUGAUAUUUUUUACCUUACUAUACUGUGACAUUUUUAUCAUACUUUACUAUGACAUUUUUAUCAUACUUUAAUUUUUAUCAUACUAUACUAUGAAAUUUUUUAUGAUACAUAACUAUGAUUUUUUUUAACAUACUAUUCUAUGACCUUUUUAUCAUACUAUACUAUGAUAUUUUUAUCAAACUUAACUUUGAUUUUUUUACAUACUGUAUUAUAACAUUUUUUAUCAUACUAUACUAUGAUAUUUCUUACCUUACUAUACUAUGACAUUUUUAUCAUACCUAACUCAAAUUUUUUUGAUCAUACUGUACUAGGAUAUUUUUAUCAAACUUAACUUAGAUUUUUUUUAAACAUAUUAUACUAUAUCUUUUACCUAACUAUACUAUGACAUUUUUAUCAUGCUAUAAUUUUUUUAUCAUACUAUACUUUGACAUUUUUAUCAUACUAUACUAUGAUAUUUUGUGAUUUUUUUAUCAUACUUUAGUAUAAUAUUUUUAUCAUACAUAACUAUGAUUUUUUUUAAAACACUAUCCAAUGACAUUUUUAUCAUACUAUACUAUGAUAUUUUUAUCAAACUUAACUUUGAUUUUUUACAUACUAUAUGAUCUUUUUACAUACUGUAUUAUAACAUUUUUAUCAUACUAUACUAUGAUAUUUCUUACCUUACUAUACAAUGACAUUUUUACCAUACUAUACUAUGACAUUUUUUUUAUCAUUCUAUACAUGAUAUUUUUAACAAACUAUACUAUUAUAUUUUUAUCAUACUCUACUAUGACAUUUUAAUCAUACUUUACUAUGAUGUUUUUAUCAUACUUAACUCGUUGUUAUUUAGCCUAAUGGAUGCAUUUAUCAGGCUAUUAAAUGUGUUUAGGAAGCAUUUUAAUAGGUUUAUUUAUAUAAAGUGUAAAGCAGUGAGGAUCAGAGGUCUAUUAUUUAAUUUCUGUUCGGUUUAUUAUUUCCUCAUAACUCUUGUCUGUUUUCUCCUCACAGCAGAAAGUGCCCCUGCAGUAGAGUCGCCAUUGGUCUUCCCACAGCCUCAAACCAUGACGUCUACAGAUGAUCUGCACUGUGCUGCCCAGCCUGGAGUUGCUCCUUCAGCGGAAAUGUGUUUCCCAGGGACUCAAGAUUCCAACAGUGACUUGGACUCUUUGGCCAUCGUGACUGAGCUGCUAGAAAAUCCUGCCUACAUGAGAAUAUUUGACCAGCUAAACCUCAACCCCACCUUGCUCUCUGGCUCUGAGCAGAUGCUUGAUGUCAACGCCAUGACCUCCAACAUGGAUGUGAACUUUAACCAGAGUUAUGGUUCAUACCAUCCGGACUUCUCCCAUUUCAGCGACUUGCAGUUUAGCGCGCUUUUCAAUGAAAGCCAGACUCAGCAGACAGAUGCACAGGACACCUCGGCAAACGUUGUUCAGGUGAAGACGGAAGAUGAGUCCUGUUGUCAGCCUGAAGCUCCAUCUGGGAGGCCACUCAGUUAG